AUGGUCCAAUUCCGAACGGAUAUCAGCGCCACGAACAAGGAGCAGGCCGCGCCAAGCGAUGGGAACUAUGCAAAAGAGCUCGAGACCGACGUAUUGAUCGUAGGUGCUGGCUUUGGCGGUAUCUACUUGAUGCACAAGCUUCGCAAACUUGGCUUCAAUUGCAAAAUCUUCGAAGCUGGAACGGAGCUCGGAGGCAUCUGGCAUUGGAACUGCUACCCAGGCGCGCGCGUUGAUAGCCAGGUUCCAGUGUACGAAUAUAGCAUGCCAGAAAUAUGGAAAGAUUGGUAUUGGUCGUGUCGUUAUCCUGGAACAGAUGAGCUCAGAAAGUAUUUCGAACAUGUCGAGAACAAGUUGAACAUUAAGAAAGACUGCGCCUUUAACACUCGUGUCGUCGGUGCCCAGUUUGACAAACCUUCCGGAAAAUGGGUCGUUCAGACCGAAGAUGGAAGACAAGCAAAGUGUAAAUAUCUGCUACUGGCGUUAGGAUUCGCGGCCAAGCGACACUUCCCCGACUGGCCUGGUAUGGACACAUUUAAAGGAGAGAUUCACCAUUCUUCCUUCUGGCCAGACGCUGGUGUGGACGUCAAAGGCAAGCGGAUUGCUGUAAUCGGGACUGGAUCCACUGGGGUACAGAUCGCGCAAGAGACGUCCAAAGAGGCCGCCUCCGUUACAGCUUUCGUCCGGACACCAAAUCUUUGCUUGCCGAUGCAGCAGAAAUCCCUCACCAAGGAAGAACAAGAUAAGAGGAAGGAAUCGGAGUAUGAGCAGAUAUUUAAGGACAGACUCAACACUUUUGCUGGCUUCCCGUAUGACUCUAUCAAGAAGGACACACUCGAAGAUACUCCAGAAGAGCGUGAAGCAUUUUAUGAAAAGCUGUGGGAGGCUGGAGGCUUCCAGUACUGGCUCGCGAAUUAUCAGGAUUUGUUGUUCGACAAUGCAGGCAACCGGGAGGCGUACAAUUUCUGGGCAAAGAAAACUCGGGCAAGAAUCACGGAUCCAGUGAAGAGGGAUAUCCUCGCACCGCUAGAGCCGCUCCACGCAUUUGGCACCAAAAGACCGUCGCUCGAACAGAACUACUACGAGAUUCUCGAUAGACCCGAAAAUUUCGUAAUUGAUGUGAAGAAGACACCGAUUGAGAAGAUUACCGAGAAAGGAAUCGUAACAUCGGACGGCAAGCUCCACGAGUUUGAUGUCAUCGCACUGGCGACUGGUUUUGAUUCGGUAACAGGGGGAAUGCGGAACAUGGGUUUGAAGGACGUUAAUGGGAUCAAUCUCUCCGACAAAUGGGAGACCGGAACAUACUCAUACCUGGGCAUGAGUCUCUCUGGAUUUCCGAAUUGCUUCUUCCUCUAUGGUGCACAGGGACCAACGGCGUUUUCGAAUGGUCCCACUUGUGUCGAGGUCCAAGGUGAUUGGAUUGUGGAUGCCAUGAAGAAAUUGCGAGACGAGAACAUCGACUACUGCGAAGCUACCCAUGAGGCUGAGAAGGAAUGGCGGGAGGAGAUCACUCGGUUGUCGGACAAGACUCUCUUCCCUCAGACGAAAUCGUGGUACAUGGGCGACAACAUCCCAGGCAAGGUUCGCGAACAGCUAAAUUUUGCUGGUGGAUUUCCCCUGUAUUCCAGAUUGACUAGGAGUGUGCUUGACGAUGGGCUUCGAGGUUUUGUCAGAGCAUGA
Dothidotthia symphoricarpi CBS 119687 is the source of this 1677-nucleotide messenger RNA. RefSeq names its product FAD/NAD(P)-binding domain-containing protein. The coding region runs from base 1 to 1677 and encodes 558 amino acids. Gene Ontology annotation, molecular function: oxidoreductase activity. The transcript has 4 exons. Lineage: Eukaryota; Fungi; Ascomycota; Dothideomycetes; Pleosporales; Dothidotthiaceae. The record is from RefSeq and is a predicted model, not a curated record.